This is a messenger RNA of Ophidiomyces ophidiicola, 1248 nucleotides long. RefSeq lists its product as uncharacterized. Bases 1 to 1248 code for a protein of 415 amino acids. Lineage: Eukaryota; Fungi; Ascomycota; Eurotiomycetes; Onygenales; Onygenaceae. The transcript has a single exon. The record is from RefSeq and is a predicted model, not a curated record.
AUGUAUCAUUACUCCAGUCCACCGGCCGGGUGGUCUGCCGCCUAUGACUACGGCCACUCCCCCGCCGCGCCCCCCUAUGGCUACUACGGCGCCCCCUACGGCUCGCCCAGCCCGUCCCCGCGCGCCAAACGCCAUGCCCACCGCGCCAGCUACUGCGGUGCCAAAGACGGCGGCCCGUACUAUCCGCCGCCGCCGCAGCAUCCGGCGUGGCACAGCUACUACGAGUCCGUGCCCGAAUACGUCGCGACUCCGCGCAAGCACGAUCAUGUAAGUGGAGCUUUUGGUGACCAUCAACCGUGGUCGCGGUCCCAUGGCCGCCAUCCCUCCAUGCCAGGCAAACCUCACCACCACUCCCACUUUUUCUCCUCCCGAUCGCGCCCGCCGCCUGCCUUCUUUGACGACGAUCGCACUGAAUCCGACUCGGAUGGGCGUCCGCCCACUCCUCAUGGAGCCGGGACGGGCGCUCCGUUCUACGAACCCAGGACGUCGCGCCAAGAGGGCCAGCGCCCCUCCAAACCUGAUUCUCGUCGGAGGCAACCCACUGAUGCUUAUUUUGAUUCUCACCAGGCUCCCACCUUUGUGUACGACGAUGCAGAUCUCCCCAAACGCUCGCGUGCCCGUCGUGCCUCCACGUCGGCCCGCGCGCCCCAAAAACCCCCCAAGCCAACGGCCAGUGACAAGACCGCCCCCAAGGCCACCGAUGAGGAUGCCCUCCGGGCUGGCAUCCCCGCUGGCUAUUCCAUUAAGAACUGGGAUCCGACGGAAGCCCCGAUCCUACUGCUCGGCAGCGUCUUUGACGCCAACUCUCUCGGGAAAUGGAUUUACGACUGGACGGUUUUCCACUAUGGUGCCACGGCGCCCAUGUCCGAUGUUGCGGGCGACCUGUGGCUCCUGCUGAUCAAGUUGGCCGGCAAAGUCAAGAGAGCCGACGAAAGUGCGCCGCUGAUCGCCUGCAAGGAGGCUCGUGAAAUGGUGGAAGACUUCCUUGAUAGUGGCGAGCGGCUCUGGGCUCGCUUCAAGCGACUGCUCAAGGCGUGCGAGCACUUUAUGUGGAAGGCCGCCAAGCGAGAAUCCGGCGCCAGCUCCGUGACGAUGGGCCGCGGGGCCGGGUGCGAGUUCGUUGACUCCAUCUUCGGCCGCGAGCGCGAGCUUGAAAACACGGAGAAGUUGAUGAACAGCAUCCGGCUGUGGAAUAUGCGGUUCGACGCCAACUGCGAGGAAAUCCUGCGUCGACCCACCGAUCCUUAG